ACGUAACGCUAUUACGUGAAUAAGCCCCGCCCCUUCACUAGACCAGCGUUGUACAAGACAAGCCCUCUGUCACAGAAGCUACGUAGCAGCGCUGUGUAGAGGACGGUUCCAGCUUAAACAACACCAGAAAUGGGGGUGAAAAUUCGAGUUGAAUACUGUGGCGGAUGAGGAUACGGACCCCGCUAUGAGGAGCUCGCCCAGACCGUGAGGGGCGAGUUUCCGGAGGCGGAUGUGUCGGGCUUUGUGGGAAGGAGAGGCAGCUUCGAAGUAGAAAUUAACGGGCAGCUUAUUUUUUCCAAGCUUGAGACCGGUGGCUUCCCGUAUGAGGAUGACAUCAUGAAUGCAGUCCAGGCUGCCCAUGAUGGGAAACCUUUGCAGAAGAUCACCAAAAGCCGCGCACCGUGCGUCAUCAUGUAGCUCUCCUUCUCUGCUGUAACAUCAGCAGCAUCACGGAGGAUGAUCCCCUGGCCACCUACAUCCAGCCAGGAUGAAACACUUUGACCACACGCUACUUUCCAGUCUUCAUUGUGUCAGAUGGCUCCUCUCUCUGCUCCCAUUAGUUGCUUCAGGCUGUUAAUGAUUGCUGUAACUUCAAAUCCUAAAGGUUGUGGUAUGAUGAAUGCAUCCCUGGAGUUCAAUCCAUAUAGGAGCAGAGACCAGGAGAAGUUGUCGCAGACUGGGUAUGACGGAGUGCACUUAUUUACCUUCGGGCCUCAAUGCCUGGCAUUUUAAAAUCCGCUAAGUGUCUGUAUUCUAUAUCUGGGUUUUUUUUUGAUUGUCUCGAACAUCGGUAGAAAUUUUUAUUUUAUACAAAAUGAAAAAGGAGAAACAAGUAAGUAGGAAGGAAAACUAUUAAUGUCUUUGCACAACUCUGUUAAGCAAUUGUUUGUGGGUAUUUAGGUGUGGUUAAGAGGCUUGAAUAGCUCUAAACUUUAAAGUGAACAUGAGCCAAGUACACCUUUCAUCUGUUCCUAAACAUAUCUUUAGUUCAAGCUGGUAAACACUGGAGACAUAAUCAGCUGCAUACCUGAGAACCAUCACCUGUUGUUAUUGAAUAACAUGUCUCAUUUUCCACUUUAAUUGAUGUUAAAACCGCAGAUGUUCAAUAAAGCAAAUCCUUGACUAGAA
This is a messenger RNA of Girardinichthys multiradiatus, 1128 nucleotides long. RefSeq names its product migration and invasion enhancer 1-like. The record is from RefSeq and is a predicted model, not a curated record. NCBI's taxonomy places the organism in Eukaryota, Metazoa, Chordata, Actinopteri, Cyprinodontiformes, Goodeidae. The transcript is spliced from 4 exons. Gene Ontology annotation, biological process: positive regulation of filopodium assembly; negative regulation of apoptotic process.